Messenger RNA from Leishmania braziliensis MHOM/BR/75/M2904, 1803 nucleotides. RefSeq lists its product as hypothetical. The record is from RefSeq and is a predicted model, not a curated record. Lineage: Eukaryota; Euglenozoa; Kinetoplastea; Trypanosomatida; Trypanosomatidae. The coding region runs from base 1 to 1803 and encodes 600 amino acids. The transcript has a single exon.
AUGACGACCAUGGCUCGCGUGGAUGAAACGCUGGCGCGUUUUAAAGGUAAGUCCCCGAGGGACAGCUACAAGCAGAUCUGCGGCGAGCUCCACGUUCACAUGCAGCGCGAGAUCUUUGCGGCAUUGCCAGAGAAGCCGAUGGCGUGGCAUCACAUCUACACACUGGACCUGGAGAAGAGUCUGUUGGGCACCAAGGGUUGCAUGGCGAUGCUGCCUAUCAUCGCCGUCAGCACCUCAAUGCGCAAGCUGAGUCUGCGUUCGUGUUGCUUGUCGGACGACUUUGUGAUUGAGCUCUGUGCCAUCCUGCAGAACCACCCGUCCCUACGGUCCGUGGAUAUCAGCGACAACGAGCUCGUCACGGUGUACAGUGCGUCGCACAUCAUUGGUGUGAUGCGCAACAACCUAAACAUGGUGUUCUUCGACGUGUACAACACACACGUCGGCGCCAACGUGGCUGGCAUCAUUGCUGAGCUUGGCCAGCGAAACUUGAACGGGGUCCUGCACUACUACGAGGACCGUUACUUCCACAUGAAGAACCUCUUCAAUUAUAUGGAUGCGGACGGCACAGGCUGGGUGCUUCUCAAGUCCCUUGUCCUUAACUGCCCAUACCCGGUGCUGCAGGAGCAGUUCGUGGAGCGUAUCGCCACUAAGAACCCUCGCAAGCGCUCCGACAAUACCAUUAGCAUCAACACAUUUUUGCAGCUCAUCUACAUGAACUACAAGACCGAGUCGGAAAUCGGCGCUUGCGCUCAGAAGACGAUCGAUGAGUCCUACGUCUUCACAGUGGCGAACUGGAAGCAGCUGCUGCGUGCGGUCGAGCGGUACAACGUGUGCGCCGCCGCCGUGAAGGAUGGAGAGAAUUCGUAUCGUCCUGUGCAACUGCCCGACGACCUCCACCGCUGGCGUCUGCGAGAUUACAUCAUAUCGAACGACGACGCAGAUGCGCUGGUGGAGGGCGCAGUGCACCUGAUGGAGCACUCGGCGGCAAUGGCGGAGGAUGCGUCCGAGUGCAGCGAGUUGGGCGAGCGCGCUGAGCCGGAUGUCGAGGUGAACAGGGACAAGGAUGCAGGGGAGAAGGCGUCGGAGAUGACCCCGCUUCUGAUCUCCAUCUCCAUCCUCCUCAGGGCCGCCAAGGCAACUCUCGUCGCUCCCCCCUCCGCCGCCAAGCCCUCGUACCACUUCUACACCGACCGCGACGCCGCUUACGUGCCGGAGAUCAUGCGGAACGGGUCGCGUCUCUUCAGUGUCGGCCGGCUCUCCUGCAUCUUCAGUGCUAAUGCCUCCGUCGCCGGCGACAGCGUGACCUCUGCCGACACCGCACAGAACUCCACCGACCCGCCGCGCGUGUUCUCACUGCCCGCGUCAGUGGUGAGGAUGGUGGUGGAUUUCUUUAAUAAGGAGAACGCAAAGAUGCCCGCAAAGAAGGCCUCCAUCAUCCCUGACAGCCCCCGCACCCGCCGAGACAAGGCGAUGGAGAAGGCGGCGAUCCCGGUGCCGACGUUCCUUAGCACUGAGUUCGUCACCGACCUGGAGCGUGUAUGCCCUCGUCUGCUCGCAGACUACUACUCCCGCUACGGACUGCUGAUCGAGGAUGGCACCAUCACACUGCAGGAGAUGGUGAACGUGCUAGAUGAGAUGUACGUGCAGUGCCGCAUCGACCGCGUCAUUUCACUGAGUGACAUCGAGGCCAUGUCAGACCCCUUGAAGGAUAAGUCCCUGGCGGGCUUUAUGGCUGCUCACUUCGCCGACCGUGACGAAGACAUCUCCAUGGUGGAGGCGUUCAGUGAAGUGAUGGCGUACUGA